CUUCUUCCCUUGAAUUCCGGACUGUUUGAUUUCCCUGAGAAAGUUUCAAGCUUUUGUUUUUCUGGGGGGAGAGGUUUGAUUUUGCUGAAACGGAAAAAAAGGAGGGUGCACGCAAUCUCUGUGCUACCGAUGCCAGACACUCGGCAGGCUCAGAAGAAUGCCGCUCCCAAUCAAUCCGAUGGCAACGUUGAAGAGGCGUUUUGGCAGUUGACAAUCAAUGAGAAUCAAGACGGGGGCGGUGUAGCUCAAUCUAACCUAUACCCUGAUCGUCCGGGGGAGCCGGAUUGCAUAUAUUAUUUGAGGACUGGGUUGUGUGGUUAUGGCAGUAAUUGUCGUUUCAAUCACCCUAAAUAUGCUUCACAGGCUGCUCAGUACAGUGGAGAACUCCCUGAAAGAGUUGGACAACCUGACUGUGGGUAUUAUCUGAAGACAGGGACUUGCAAAUAUGGAUCAACCUGUAAAUUUCAUCAUCCAAGGGACAGGCGUGGAGCUGGACCAGUGUUAUUCAACGUUUUAGGACUGCCCAUGCAUCAGGAAGAAAAAUCAUGCCCGUAUUACAUGCGAACUGGAUCAUGCAAGUUUGGACCUGCGUGCAAGUUUCAUCAUCCCCAGCCUCCAUCACUGACUACUGCCUUACCUGCUUUUGGAUCUACAGGCUCAUCAGUUGUGCCUUCUUCAGGUGUACCUUACACAGGUGGACUUUCUGCAUGGUCGUUUCCAAGAGCACCAUAUGUAGCAGGCCCACGAAUAGCAACUCCUCAACCUUACAUGCCUGCAGUUGUUCUUUCUCCACCUCAAGGUGUUCUACCUGCCCAUGGCUGGAAUACAUAUGUGGGAAACUUGAGCCCUGUGUCUUCUACUAGCAUUCUUGGAUCCAAUCUUACGUACAACUCUAGGGGUCAGGGGGAAUCGGCUUCCAAUGGGCAGGUUCACUUGCCAUCAAGUCCUAACCUUCCGCAGAGACCUGAUCAACCUGAGUGCCGGUACUAUAUGAACACUGGAACAUGCAAAUAUGGAGCAGAAUGCAAAUACCAUCACCCAAAAGAAAGGAUUGCAGAAUCCGCUACAAACCCACUUGGGCUUCCUUCAAGACCUGGUCAACCUGUAUGUUCAAACUACAUCAUGUACGGAAUCUGCAAGUACGGACCAACUUGCAGAUUUGAUCACCCCUUUAUGGAACAGUCCGGUAACUAUAGUUUCGGUAUGCCUAUGCUGGUUGACCCGUCUCCGCUAAGUUAUCCAAGAAGCUGGAUAGCUCCCCAAGGAUUUGAGAGUUCCCCCUCUUCUAUAUCAUCAAAAUUUCCUGAUCAGGUCCAAAAACCAGAGAGUGAAAAAUAUCAGAACUCAGAAACAAAGGUUCCAGAGGAAUCCCCUGAACAAGCUGCUGGCACUUCACCUCCGUCACCAUCUUCCUCCGAAACUGUACAAGACCAAUCUGGUUGAAGCCCAGAAAUAUUUUUUUUUGGUGCACCUUGUUUAUUUUUUAUAUCAGUACCUUGAAAGGAUGAAUAUUUAUUACACAUUAUUUCCUGCCCCCCAUUUUCACCUGCAAAUCUGAGGAAAGGGGGAUAGGUUGUUUGGAGAUCGAUUUGAUGAGCUAAAGCCGGGGGUGCAUGGAAGGCAAAUUUUUUGUGGUGAAUAAAACGCAGGUGGGAAAUUGUAAUAUUCCCUUUCUCUUUU
Molecule: messenger RNA, 1680 nt
Organism: Fragaria vesca subsp. vesca
Lineage: Eukaryota; Viridiplantae; Streptophyta; Magnoliopsida; Rosales; Rosaceae
Product: zinc finger CCCH domain-containing protein 3-like
Exons: 7
Coding region: 130-1443 (437 amino acids)
Molecular function (GO): mRNA binding; metal ion binding
Source: RefSeq, a predicted model, not a curated record